Neomonachus schauinslandi (Hawaiian monk seal) is the source of this 1773-nucleotide messenger RNA. RefSeq names its product NME/NM23 family member 8 (gene NME8). The coding region runs from base 1 to 1773 and encodes 590 amino acids. The record is from RefSeq and is a predicted model, not a curated record. The transcript has 15 exons. NCBI's taxonomy places the organism in Eukaryota, Metazoa, Chordata, Mammalia, Carnivora, Phocidae.
AUGGCAGGCAAAAAGCGAGAGAUCCAGUUACAGGCAGUCGUUAACAGUCAAAGCCUGUGGGAUGAGAUGUUGCAGAACAAAGGCCUGACAGUGAUCGACGUUUACCAAGCCUGGUGUGGACCUUGCAAAGCAAUGCAAACUUUAUUCAGAAAAUUGAAAAAUGAGCUGAACGAAGAUGAACUUCUGCAUUUUGUUGUAGCAGAAGCUGACCACAUUGUGACUUUGCAGCCAUUUAGAGAUAAAUGUGAACCUGUUUUUCUUUUUAGUGUUAAUGGCAAAAUUAUUGCAAAGAUAAAUGGUGCAAAUGCACCACUUGUUAAUCAAAAAAUUAUUAACUUGGUCAAUGAGGAGAAGAAAAUUGCAGCAGGUGAAAUGGUUCGCCCUCAGUAUCAUGAAAUUGUGUUUGUAGAUCCAGAGGCGGAUGAUGGUGGGGAAGUACUCAAUGAAAGUGUUGAUCAACUCUACAGUAUUGCUAUUAUCAAACCCGAUGCUGUGCUUAAUAGAAAAUCUCUAGAGAUUAAACAAAAAAUCAUCAAGGCAGGCUUUGUGAUAGAAAUCGAAGAUAAGAGAGUGCUCACUGAGCAACAAGUAAGGGACUUCUACCGUCGGAUAGCAGACCAGCCUGACUUUGAAGAUUUUGUCCUUUUUAUGACCAGUGGCCUAAGCCAUAUUCUAGUUAUAUCUCAAGGAAAUGAAGAGCAGCCUGCUCUGGGAGAAACUGAAUCUGAUCCUGAGACAGAAGCUAAAGAAAUACAUGAGGAUCACCUUGCUAUGGUCACGACUCCAAUGAUGAGGAAGAAGCAGGACAGCUUAGAAGAAUAUCUGGAAAGACAACAUAUAUCUCAGUUUUGUGAUGUUGAAGAGAAUAUAACUGAUGUUAACCACUUUAUUGAUAUGUUCUUCCCUGAUUUUAAAAAUAUGGAAAACCUCAAAUUAGAAAAGAUCCUGGCAUUACUUCGACCAGCUCUCUUUCAAGAAAAGAAAGAGGAUGUUUUGAAGAUUAUUGAAGAUGAAGGCUUUAAAAUACUGAUGCAAAGGCAAAUUGUAUUAUCAGAAGAGGAAGCACAAACACUGUGCAAGGAAUAUGAAAAUGAGGAUUAUUUUGGAAACCUUAUAGAAAAAAUGACCAGUGGUCCAUCUCUAGCCCUUGUUUUAGUAAGAGACCAUGGUUUACAACACUGGAAAGAGUUAAUUGGACCAGGUAGUGUUGAAAAAGCCAAAGAAUAUCUUCCAGAGAGUUUAUGCGUACGAUUUGCAAUGGAAGAUUUGCCCAUCAACCAGUUGUAUGGAAGUGAUUCAUUAGAAGCAGCCGAGAGGGAAAUACAGUAUUUCUUUCCUCCUCAAAGCACUUUAGCACUGCUUAAACCUCAUGUAACACAGGAACAAAGAGAGGAGAUCUUGAAACUUAUUAGAGAGGCUGGAUUUGAAAUAACACAGACGAAGGAAAUGCUCCUAAAUGAAGUAGAAGCAGAAAAAAUUUAUUCAAAAAUAAAAGGAAAAGAUUUUUAUCAAGAUGUAUUGGAAAUGUUAUCUGAGGGUCCAUCUUUGGUCAUGGUUCUGACCAAGUGGAAUGCUGUUUCAGACUGGAGACGAUUGAUGGGUCCUGUAGAACCAGAUGAGGCAAAACUACUGUCCCCAGACUCUAUCCGAGCCAAGUUUGGAAGAAGUGUUUUGAAAAAUGCUGUCCACGGAUCAUCUAAUACCUAUGAAGCAAUGGAGAGCAUUACUAGAAUUUUUGAAGAAUUUGUUCCUGAGAAUCCCGAGGAAAACUAA